AUGACUGAACUAAAUUAUGAAAAUUCUAUUUAUGACGAUCAAAAUGUAUUUGCUUCAACCUUAACACAAGCUCCUAUAAUUAGUUCUAUUUGCAAUGAUCAAGAUGUAUCUGCUUCAACCUCAAUACAAGCUCCCAUAAUUAAUACUAUUUGCAAUGAUCAAGAUGUAUCUGCUUCAACCUCAACACAAGCUUCCGUAAUUAACCUUAUUUGCGAUGAUCAAGAUGUAUCUACUUCAACCUCAACACAAGCUCCU
Racocetra persica is the source of this 255-nucleotide messenger RNA. The record is from the annotation of a GenBank genome assembly. Lineage: Eukaryota; Fungi; Glomeromycota; Glomeromycetes; Diversisporales; Gigasporaceae.